Molecule: messenger RNA, 1435 nt
Organism: Ahaetulla prasina
Lineage: Eukaryota; Metazoa; Chordata; Lepidosauria; Squamata; Colubridae
Gene: NTF3
Product: neurotrophin 3
Exons: 3
Coding region: 328-1344 (338 amino acids)
Biological process (GO): negative regulation of neuron apoptotic process; nerve growth factor signaling pathway; positive regulation of peptidyl-serine phosphorylation
Molecular function (GO): growth factor activity; nerve growth factor receptor binding
Source: RefSeq, a predicted model, not a curated record
UUCCAUCUUCACUUUCUAGGUGGAGCUUUGGGGGAGGGGAGGGGAGGGGAGGGGAAGGGAGAGGCGCUUUCACCUCCUCCAAUCCCUUCCUCCUUCUCCUUUUUCCACCUGAAAACCACAGUCACCAACGCGAAACUAUUCGGAGAAGUUGCCUGUCCGGGAUCUGCCAGCCACCUUAUAAAGGGCGCAAGGGAAAGCUGGGGGGCGGUGGUGGUUUUCGGUGGAAAAGCCGAAAGAGACUUUGAAUGGGAAACGGUCCCCGAGCGAAGGCUAUUUGCGGGGACCGCCGCCGGGCUGGAAGGUUAUGGCUGAGAGUCGGAGGUGGAAAUGAGCAAGGCGGCGGCGCAGGCUCGGGGAAUUCAGACUCUACUGCUCCAGGCUCUGUUCUUCAUCUCCUCCUCCUCCUCCUCCUCUCCUGCUUUCGGGAAUUCCCCACUGACCCGUCAAUGCUGCAGAGUUACCUGGAGGCGGAGGAGGCAAAGGUCUCCCAACCAGAUGCAAGAAAGGCAUUCUCUUAAAGGUCAGAGAAGGGACCAAAGACCCCCAGCCACCUCCUGCAAGACCUUACAUGUGAACAAGGUGAUGUCCAUCUUGUUUUCUGUGACCUUUCUGGCUUUUCUCUGUGGCAUCCAAUCGACCAGCAUGGACCAAGGGAGUUUAUCAGAAGAUUCCAUGAAUUCCUUCCUUAAAACGUUGAUUCAAGCUGGCAUUUGGAAAAACAAGAUCCCCAAGCAGACGGCCAGAACGAAGGACGGCGUGCCAACCCCAGUGAAGAAAACCGAGGUUGAACCAGAGUUGACUACAAGCCAAGAUAUUAGAUUGGGUUUCCAGCCUGUCGUUUCGUUGGAUGCAGAAUUACUGAGGCAGCAGAGACGGUUCAGUUCUCCCCGGGUACUCCUGAGUGAAAAUACCCCCCUGGAGCCCCCUCCCUUGUACCUGAUGGAGGAGCCCAUGGUGCUGAACCGAACGUCUCGCCGGAAGAGGUAUACCGAAGGGAAAACCCACCGUGGGGAAUAUUCUGUGUGCGACAGCGAGAGCCGAUGGGUCACGGACAAAACCUCCGCUGUGGACAUCCGAGGACACCAGGUGACUGUCCUGGGCGAAAUCCGAAUGGGCCCAUCUCCGGUCAAACAAUAUUUUUACGAAACGAGGUGUAAGCAAGCCAAGCCUGCCAAAAGCGGUUGUCGUGGUAUCGAUGACAAGCACUGGAAUUCCCAGUGUAAAACCUCACAAACAUUUGUGCGCGCAUUGACUUCAGAGAACAGUAAACUUGUAGCCUGGCGAUGGAUCAGAAUAGACACUUCGUGUGUGUGCGCCUUGUCCAGGAAAAUCGGGCGAACAUAAGUUCGUUUUCUCUCUGCCAUAUAAGUUAUUAUGACUAAAUUAUAUGAUAUGCAUGUAGCAUAUAAAGGUUUCUAUUGUUUAUAUAUUAUAA